GAUUCAUCUUCCUCUUCCUCUUCCUUCUUCCCUCACCCACUCACUCUCAUUCACUCACGUCUACUGAAUGAGCAACCUUCAAAUAUUAUACUCAUCGCCAAUUGUCAAUUGAAAACGCUUCAGGAUUGUGAUCACGAAGAACAAAAUCACGGUCGCCGAUACCUUUCGUCUCUUUCUAUUAACUCUCUAUCACUCAAAACAUGGGUUUACCGAUAUUUUUCAAGCCUUCGGAGCCCGAUGCCUCAUCAAAUUCGACAGAAGACCCUACUUCUCGCGCACGAUCUACUAUUCGAGGUCAUGCUUCUAUUCUUCGAAGUACCAUGCGCAAUCCCCCCCCUCGUGCUACUACCCGUCCGCAUUUAAGUAGCGCACGGAGGCGGGCGCCCACAGAUGAUGUUGAGCAACAUCGCUUUUUCUACAGCUCUGAACCCCAUAGUAGUGUACUCAUUGCUGCUCCUCCUAGAUCUUCAAUCACAACAACAACUAGUGAUGCAAUGAGACACGCGAGGAGAAAUGGUUCAUCAUCACCAGAAAUUCCAUUAAUAACUUUUAGGCCGAGUGCCUUCACAGAUUUUGUGAAUGCCAAUGAUGAUGAUGACGAUGAUGAUGACGAGGACGAGGACGAUGGACCACCGAUGCCCGCUGUUCCAGAAUCCAGAGAUUUUUCCAAUCCUUCAAAUGUAGAGCCUUCGCGAGAUUCUUUAAGACGUCAUCAGCAACCUCGUCGUCGAUUGAUGGAUACCAGAAUGUUUAGAGGUCACACCAUGACUCUCUCCUCUCUCUUUCAACCACCUACAAUUCCAGAACAGCGCCCUAGGGCAGUACCCCCCUCUCGAAUUGAUGCCAGUAACUCGAACCGCAAUGUAAGACCAAGUUUAUUAAGUGCCCCAGCAUGGCAAAUGAAUUAGCGGAACGUGUCGGUGAAACGAACUCACAAGAUUCUUCGGCGCAGAGGCACCGGCGAAAUACAGAAGACGAUGUAGAUCGACGUAUUCGCCGACGCAUUCAGCGACGCGUGCAUGGGGGACGACGCAUUGGCGACACCACUAUCAGACAGGAACUAGUUCAACACCCCAGCCAUCACGAAGCAGCUGAACAUCGACGGCAAUUCGAUAGCCACGAAGCACAACGCAUCAGCGAUUUUAGACUGCAAUUGAGAAUCCGAGAACGAAUUAUAGCUUCUAGAGAACGAAUGAGGGCGAGACUUCUAGCUGAAGUAGAGCAAUCCAGGCGGUCCACUACUUCUGGCCGCGGAGAACAACAACAGAACAGUAUUGAAAUAGAGCGGGCCGAUGGAUCCAUUAAUUCUAUUCCCGGAGAGUGGCAACGAGUUGAGUUGUUUAAUGGGAUGCUUAAUCAUCUCAAUGUUGAAGAAAACGGACAAGAAGGCACGCAAUCAAACACACUACUGCAGUUUGGGGAAGGAGGAAAUCUCAGGAUAAACACCAAUUAUGACGGCCUCGGUGAUCGAGAACGUAGCAUUGAGUUUCAAGAACCAGAGAGGGGCCACAGAGAAUUUGACGACCAUUACGUCAUAGAUAAUGUUGAGCAACUCGAUGUUGACGAUCGUAGUGACCCAAGGCAUGAUUUGGAUCUAGAAGGUCAAGAAUCAUGGGAGAGUAUCUUGAUCACGCCAGAUCCACAAUCACCAAACCCAUCAUCUUCAUUUGCUUCGACCGCUGCGUCUAGCUCACAACGACCUUCUAUAGGAACCUCUGUCAGUAGUAUGCACGAGAAUGCGUCUGUUACGAUUGGUGAUUGCGACAUUGUAUCAGAUGUAGAAAUAGACGAUGGGGCAAUUGUCGCAGCUAUCGAAUAUUUCGGACGAUAUACACAAAGUCGUCCAGACCCUGCAUAUGUCGAACAACCUAUGGAACAACAUAGAACAUUCGCAGGGCAGUGAAUCUAUUGUGUUGGUCUUGGAUGAUUUCGUCUAUCGAUAGUUGUAUUUAUUUCAUUGCCAAUCCAAGGACUGGAGUUUUUUUUCUUCUUCGAGAGGGGAUCAAGCAUGGAAUUGCGGAAGGGCUUUCCACAAUUCUGAUAUAUUUGUAUUAUUAAACUGGCGUUGGGUCGAUCAGGCGGAUUCGGGAUAUCUACUUUCUGUUUGUUCGUGGUUAUGAUCAAACAAGCAGUAAUAUGGGUGUUCGUUACUCACGAUUUAUUAUUAAUGAUUGUUAUAAAGGAAGAUCAAUUUCGUCAAGGAAUAUUGGAUUACGAGCCAUAUAGGGGAGUUGUUUAUCACCGUAACGGCAAAAUUGGGGGAGUUGGAUCUGGUGAAUUGCCUACUUGUGAAUUAUGACAAAGGGUUGCAGUUUUCUACAAAAUUAUUAGCGUGGAGGUAUCAGAUACUUCAUGGGUAGCCUUUGGUGAAGACAUCAACGAGUGGACAUGAGUUGAGUAUGAACAGAGGUUGAUGGAUGAUUUUUAGUCCAGGUGGUUGGUUGGUUGGUUGAUUGAUCAUUUCAAUCUUUCCUCCCUUUUUGUAUUUUAUAGACAUACUUAUCAUCAUCACAUAUAACAAGAGGCAUUAUUUCCUUUUAUUUAUUUUUGAUCGACUCCCUCGAUCUGAAAUCAAGCAAAAAAGAAACUUCAUGAGACCAUCAAACAAUAAAUGGCGUUUCCCC
Molecule: messenger RNA, 2624 nt
Organism: Botrytis cinerea B05.10
Lineage: Eukaryota; Fungi; Ascomycota; Leotiomycetes; Helotiales; Sclerotiniaceae
Exons: 3
Coding region: 201-908 (235 amino acids)
Source: RefSeq, a predicted model, not a curated record